AUGGCCCCAGAAUUGAGAAAGAGAAAGUCCGUUUCGGACAUCGAGAAGCCCCAUGGCGCUGCUAAAGCUGCCCAGCCCAAGCGAAAAGCCCCCGAGGAUGCGUCGCCUGUGUCGCUGAAGAAGCAAAAGUCUGUCAAGAAGACUGUUGUUACAAAAAAGACCGCUACCAAGCCGGCGCAAAAGUCCAAGAGCAAGCCCGAGGAAGUCAAGGUCGUCGAGGAGGAAACCACCACACUCGAUAUCCCCGAUGAGUCUUCCGAUUCUGAGGCUGAGGAGGGCAAAGAAGUUCAGGCGAUCGUGAAGGAGCUGGACUCUGACGACGAGGACAUCACCGAGGGCGACUCUAGCUUCAAGCAGGGACAGGAUGUCGGCAAGAUUCCCAAGGUCUCCAAGGAUGUCCAGAAGGCCGCCAAGGCUUCCGACGAGGAAGCUGGAGUUAUCUACAUCGGCCGCAUUCCCCACGGUUUCUACGAGCAUGAGAUGAGACAGUACUUUGAGCAAUUUGGCCCCAUCGUUGCGCUACGACUUUCCCGAAACAAGAAGACCGGUGCCAGCAAGCACUAUGCUUUCGUCAAGUUUGAGGAGGCAUCUACCGCCGAGAUCGUGUGCAAGACCAUGGAUAACUACCUUCUGUUCGGCCAUAUCCUCAAGUGCCGAAUGAUCCCUAAGGAGCAGGUUCGCGAUGAUUUGUUCAAGGGUGCCAACCGACGAUUCAAGAAGGUUCCCUGGAACAAGAUGGCUGGCCACAAGCUUGAGAAGCCCUUGACCGAGUCUGCAUGGGCGAACAAGGUUACAAAGGAGAACUCUAAGCGCGCAAAGAAGGCUGCUAAGCUUAAGGAGCUUGGUUAUGAGUUCAAUGUCCCCGAGAUCAAGGACGUGCCAGCCCCCGCUGCUAUUGAGAACGGAGAGAGCGAGACCAAGGCCAUUGAGGAUGCAUCUGCUGAGAAGGAGGAGGAGCCCAAGGUUGAGGAGCCCGCUGAGGUCGUUGAGACAGUCGUCGAGGAGAAGACUGAGGUUAUUACCGAGGAGAAGCCAGCUCCCAAGGGCAAGGGCAAGGCGGCAAAGGGCAAGGCAACAAAAGCAGGCAAGGGCCGAAAGGCAAAGGCUUGA
Molecule: messenger RNA, 1110 nt
Organism: Fusarium proliferatum ET1
Lineage: Eukaryota; Fungi; Ascomycota; Sordariomycetes; Hypocreales; Nectriaceae
Exons: 3
Coding region: 1-1110 (369 amino acids)
Biological process (GO): maturation of LSU-rRNA from tricistronic rRNA transcript (SSU-rRNA, 5.8S rRNA, LSU-rRNA)
Cellular component (GO): nucleolus
Molecular function (GO): RNA binding
Source: RefSeq, a predicted model, not a curated record